UGACGGCCGACGCCGCUGUUUCCAAGAUACCGUGCCUGUUGUUUCUUUCCCGGCCUUUCUGGCAGCCAGAGGUCGGUGGGCGAAGACUCGCAGAAGCUGCCUCGGAAACCUGGCUCGAGCGGGGUGGGUAGGCGCAGGCGGCUUGUAUCGCUGACACGCUCAUGCACCCUCCCUGCCUGGCCGCGCCUCUGCGACCAGGUAACCCAAUGAAAGAAGAAAAUGAAAGGCAUUAAGAAAAGUCUUACAGAAGAAUACCUAUACUUGGACUUUUCUCACCAAAUAGAAGGAUGCAUUUGUCCUCUUCAUACAUCUGUAACUUUGUUUCUAUUAUCAUACUGUGACUGCAAAAUCUUUAAAGUUUGCUUAGUCUCCACUGGAGAAAGUACAGAUAUUUCAUUAAAAAAUGUAGUGCUCCAGGAUGUUGAAGUACAAAUUAUUUCAAGGCAAGAGCUUCCUCCAAUAGUCCAGAAUUGCUGUUUACCUGCAAUAGUAGAAAAACCAGAAAAUUUCUGUAGAGCAGGACUUGCUGUUGUACUGAGACACAUAAUCCAGAGAUCAUACGAAGCUGACCCCUCCAAGAAGGAAAUUUUGGAACUUUUGGGUUUUAAGAAGACUUGCUUGAAAGCCUGUGCUGAAGUUAGUCAGUGGACCAGGCUAUGCGAACUCACCAUCCCUUUAGCUAUUGAGAAUUUUCUUAGAGAAUCUUCUGACCAGCACCCAUCUAUCCCUGCAGAAAUACUACAGUUAGAGAAGAAGCUUAGCGAGCCUGUUAGAGUGCAUAAUGAUGACAAACUCCGUAGGCAGAAGCUGAAGCAACAGAAGGCUGCUGGGGUCGGGCCUUCCCUUGCUAAGGAAAAAGGAUUGGGCAAGGUGCAUAGACAAGAAACAUCUCAAGAUUUGGACUCUACAUCUGAGAACCUGGAACUGAAAGUUGCAUUCUCAAAGCUCACAGUACAGGAAGAACCAGCUGCCACCAACAGGGAGCCUCCUCACAUCAGAAAAGCAAAAGCCUCUGACCUCCCACCUCUGGAGCAUGUGUUUGCGGAGGGCCUCUACUUCACUUUGGCAGAUAUCGUACUCUUGCCUUGUAUCCAUCAUUUUUUGGUAAUUAUCUGCAAGAAAGUUUCUGAAAAACUGAUAGAAUUUCCACUGUUGGCUGCUUGGUACCAGAGGAUUCAGGAAGUGCCAAGAGUAAAAACAGCAGCUUCUCAGUGUGGAAUCCAAUUUCUCCGUUUACCAGAGUUGCUGACCACCUCAAACGAACAAGAUUCAAACUUAAGUGAGGUCGCAGGUGCAGAGGAGCAAAAUGAUGCUUCAUUUAUAGGAGGACCAAGGCCCACUAUGACCAAGUUAAUGGAAAAAGGCAUUGAAGUGAUGUUUUCCCCCCACCCUUGCCCUACUUGGACCCUUGAUUGGAAUAGUCUUCCUGCAGCAGUGAGCCCUAAGGAAGGUGUAAGGGUUAGAGAUUAUGGAGCAUGUCUUCAAGCUCUGCUCACAUUCUGGGAAUGCUUGAUUGCAGUGCUCAUUCUGAAAUUAAAGAUCUUGCUCAUGAACAGUAAAAUGUCCAGUGAUCGGGCUCUGAGGAAGCAGCAGCAGUUAAACAACCUUGUUUACAUCGUGACAAAUCAGGCCAAACCUGGUGACAGAAUUGUGGAUUUCUGCAGCGGCGGGGGCCAUGUUGGGAUUGUCCUUGCCCACAUGCUGCCAUCAUGCCAGGUUACAUUAAUAGAAAACAAGGAAUUAUCAUUAAUUCGUGCUAAGAAGAGAAGUGAUGAACUAGGUUUAAGCAACAUUUGGUUCAUUCAAGCAAAUAUGGAGUAUUUUACAGGGAUGUUUAAUAUUGGGGUGGCACUGCAUGCUUGCGGAGUGGCCACAGACAUGGUGAUUGAGCACUGCAUCAAAACGCGGGCUUCCUUUGUCACCUGCCCUUGCUGUUACGGUUUCAUUCAGAACACCUCAAAGUUUCAUUUUCCCAAAAGUGAACAAUUCAAGAAAACUUUAUCAUAUAAGGAACACAUGAUUCUGUGCAGAUUUGCGGAUCAGACAGCUGUGCAGCUUCCGCCCCAACGAAGACUCAUAGGAAAACAGUGCAUGUGCCUAGUGGAUCUGGAUCGAGCAAGGGCUGCAGAAGAACGUGGUUACUGCGUUCAAGUAAUAUCCAUGGAGCCGGAGAGCUGCUCUCCCAAAAAUAAUAUGAUCGUGGGAGUCCCCAUUUAGAAGGAGAUAUUCACCUUUGAUGGUUUUGCCAUCCGUCUUCAUGAUGAAAGCCCAGUGGCAUUUAGGAAGUUCUUGGCAUAACCAGACAACAGCAUUAGCCAUCUUGAACUUACUGUGCUCAGGAAGGAAAGCAGCAGGAAAAUCGCGGGAACAAAGGCUGCCUGCAAAGCAUCACAAAUGCUCUUAUAAUGUAUGAUUAAAGGACCGCUGGUUUUCAUAGUGAGAAUUCCCCAAAGUCUCAGCUGCCAACAGAAUAAUUCUCACCAGUGGAGCGUCCAUCACUGGAAUAACAAUUUCCUUCUCAGUUCACAGCUUUUCUGCUCUUGCCAAUUUGAUGUUCAAUUCCAAACAGUGAAUCGAAGCCUUAGUAAUCAUUGCAGCCUAUAUGAUCAUUUAGAUAUUCAUAUGGAGACCAAAACUAGACUCAGUGGGGUUGGUUGGUGGGUUGGUUAUAUUUUUAACAAUUGUGCUUUUUCUAUAAUUUUUUAAAAAUAUCUAGUCAGGCAACCCCUAUAUGGUUAAAUUUUUAAGCAGGGAUGAGUUGGACUUGUAUUUCAUUUUAUAUACUUCUUUUAAUUAUGUUUCCCAUAAAUUACCAAAUGUGAUCAUCACUGGUUCAGACAUUUUAUAUGAAGACAUAAAAUUGUAGAAAAUUCCCCAUUGUGGGGAUAUGUAAUUUGGACAUAAAUUCCAACUAAUCAGUAUAUACAUUGAUUAAUUAAUUCCAGUUUAUAAAUAAUUAUUGAGGAUCCAUUAUUUUCAAGACCCUGGCCUAGAAUCUUCUAAGGAUACAAAGAUGAGUUGCAAGAGACAUGAUGCCUUGCCUAUGGAAUAAAUCAUGUAAAAGAAAAAUUGAUGAAUUAGUUCUUUGUCAUAAUAUAAUGUAUGGUCACUGGAUUUAUUUUCCAGAUACCAAUCAUAUUUUUUAGUUACAUUACUUUGGUAAAAAUUAUUGAAUGUAGAUUGGAGUUAGGAGAAGUACAGAGUUUGGAAUAUUUGAAUAUUUCUCCCUUCUCACACUUCUCCUCAGCCCAGCAGCCAGACUUUUUAAACACAGAUGACAUGCCUUUCCCACAUGCUGCUAAUUAUUUAACUUCUAUGUGCCCUAGGUUAUAUCAUUUAAGAUGAGAUUUAUUUCAUUGAUUUUGAUGUUUUCAACCCCUAUAUGAUGCAUGUCAUGAGGAAAAAGGACUAAUAUAAGCAACUCUUCCAUCAUCAUGACUUAAAAUGCAGGAAUAAUUUAUUCAGGGGAGGGGGGCUUGAAUUCUUGUUUUCUGAAGAAAAUUUAAGAAAAGAAUUAAUCAUCAGCCCUGAGUUUUUAGUCAUUUUUACCUAUAGAUAUACCAUGCUCUUUUAUCCUGGGCUUUCUUUUUUAAAUAGAGGUAUAAUCUACAGAUAAUAAAUUUUAAGUGUUUUUAAGUGUUAAGUUUGAAAAGUUUUGAAUAUAUAUAUAUAUAUAUAUAUCCAUAUCCAUACAACUGCCACCAGAAAUAAGAUAUAGAAUAUUUCUACCAGCACAGAAAGUUCUCUUAUGUCCCUUUCUGUUCAACUUCACCUACCCCAAAGGCAGAAGUCUCUCUGAUUUCUACCACCCUCCAUUUUUUCUGCCUAUUUUUGUCCUUCAUAUAAAUGAAGUCAUUUAGUAUAUAGUCUUUUGUCUCUGGCUUCUUUUGCCCGAGAUAGUAUUUUUUGAGAAAUAUCCACAUUGUCAUACGUAUCAAUAGUUUAUUCUUAUUCUUAAGUAACAUUCUAUUAUAUAAAUUUAUCAAAAUAUAUUUAUUCACUCUCCAAUUGGUAUUUAUUUGGAUUAUUUCAACUUUAAGGAUAUUACAAAUAAGGCCUAUAAAUAUUCUUGUACAAGUCUUUCUUGGACAUAUGUUUUCAUUUCUCUUAGAUAAAUACCUAGCAGUAGAAUUGCUGGGUCAUCGAAUAAAUGAAUGUCAAUUGCCAAACAGUUUUUCCAAAGUGGUUGUACCAUUUUAUAGCCCACCAGCAAUGUAUAAAAGUUCUAGUUUUCCAUGCUACCCUCACAACAUUUGAUAUUGUCAGUCUUUUUUAUUUUAACCAUUCUGUUAGACGUGGAAUGGUACCUCACUGGGAUUUUCAUUUUCAUUUCUCAGAUGACUGGUGAUACUCAGCAUCAUUUGUAAAGUCAAUGUUCAAGUCUUUUACUUAUUUUUAAAAUUAGGUUGUUUGUAGUUUUUUUUAUUGUUGGUUUAUGAGAGUUCUUUAUAUAUUUUGGUUAAGAGUUCUCUGUCAGAUAUAUGUAUUGAGAAUAUUUUUCCUAGUCUGUGGCUUACCUACUCAUUUUCAUAAUGAAUGCUUUAAUUUUCAGGAAGCCUAAUUUAUCUGUUUUUGCUGGCUAAUAUUUUCUGUGUCCUCUAUAAUAUAAUAAAUCUUUCCCCUCCCUGA
Molecule: messenger RNA, 4629 nt
Organism: Lutra lutra (Eurasian river otter)
Lineage: Eukaryota; Metazoa; Chordata; Mammalia; Carnivora; Mustelidae
Gene: GSTCD
Product: glutathione S-transferase C-terminal domain containing
Exons: 13
Coding region: 220-2217 (665 amino acids)
Source: RefSeq, a predicted model, not a curated record